This is a messenger RNA of Pararge aegeria (speckled wood butterfly), 6882 nucleotides long. It is a transcript of the gene mtgo, whose product is annotated as fibronectin type-III domain-containing protein 3a. Lineage: Eukaryota; Metazoa; Arthropoda; Insecta; Lepidoptera; Nymphalidae. The record is from RefSeq and is a predicted model, not a curated record. Bases 451 to 3843 code for a protein of 1130 amino acids. Gene Ontology annotation, molecular function: protein binding. The transcript has 8 exons.
CGCCGAGAGGCCCCCGCGCCCCGGCGGAGGGACGAGGGAGAGAGCCGCUCGCAACUCGGUACCUCAGUACUCUUCGCGGCUUCGUUCUAGGUGCCGGUGAAUCGCCGCCUCCCACUGUCCCGCCGUCAGUGACCGACCUCUGGAACCCGACCGUUUAUGACAUUCGACAACCCCGCCCAGUGCAUUUUUCCGAGUUGCAUUUCGAUCGGUGCGAAGAGUGCGUCGGCGGUGACCGAUCGGUGACUCCUCCCGCGUUUAUUUAUGUUGUCGUUUUGGUGUGGUGAAUAUUUGUGCCGUACGGACGAUAACCGGAUUAUCUGUGCGCCCGAGUUAGUGGAUAUUUUUACCGAUUGACGGCUUUUCCUCGAAGUUUGACGCGCGUGUGGCGGGUUCGCUGGAGCAACGGAUGCGUCGCGGGAGGCGGCGUGCAAUGCGCUGCUAGAAACCGCCAUGGUGGGCGUGGGCGUGGCGGAGGGCGGCGGCGGCGGUGGAGCGCCCGACGGCUACUACGGCGAGUACUACUCACCGGAGCCCUACUACGUGCCGCCGGAGAUGUGCCCUCAUCCGCAGCAGCACCCCCAGCACGCGCACAUGUGCGCUGUGCACACCGAAUACGGCGGCAUGCCAGUAGUUACGUCGGCGACCAUGAUGCCACCAAUGCUGCCGCCUGUGCUGGACGAGGGCAUGCGACACUAUCUGGUGGCGCACCCGCAUGCGCAGCCGCAUCCGCACCACGCACCGCACCACCAGCCACCGCACCACCAGCCGCCCCACCAUCAGCCACCACCGCACCAUCAACCGCCGCAUCACUAUGGCCCUACAAAUGGUGCUGGAGGUCCACAACACUUCUACGGGGCGGGGUAUCCUGCUCACUUCCACCAUGUUCCUCCACAUCACAUGCAGCAUUCCCCACCCCCUGUGUAUCAGAAGGACGAACGAACACAGCGGCAAUACUCAAAACUUAAACAGAAGCUAGAACGUAAACACAACAAUAGGAAUAAUGGUAUUGAGGUAAAUAAUUCAGGUGCAAGUACCCCCUCACUAUCACCGCGCAAGGAGUUGAACGGGCGCGGCGAGAGUAGUGGAGGGAGCGGCGGAGCUUCCUCGGGUGCAUGGUCGGAGGGUGAGGGCUCGUCGGCGGGUGCCUCUGUGCAGGGUGACGACGAGAACGACACUCAGGCGCUUUUGGAUCUGCUGUCAGCCACACGAACUCCACAGGUUAGUGACAUGACCCCAACGAGUGCACUCGUGCAGUGGAACUCCCCAUUGCCUGAAGGCGUCAAUCUACCUAACGUCGAUUUAACUUACGAUCUACUAUUGGGUGACCGCAAGAGAUACAAAGCCAUAUACAGUGGUCCUUCGCUAUCAUGUCGAGUUCGGGAUCUGCGGCCCGGGUGCGAGUACUCGGUGUGCUUGCAAAUCCGAGCGGGCGAGGUGACCGGCGCGGCGAGUGAAGCCGCCACCUUCCGCGCACCCGCCGCGCCGCCCGACCGCCUGCCCGCCGCGCGCGUGGUGCAGCGCACGCGCAGCUCGCUACUGCUGCGGUGGGCCUCGGCCGCCGACAACGGCGCGCGCGUUACGCACUACGUCCUGGAGAUGGACUCCGGCGACGGGUUCAAGGAGCUGACGCGGCCGCGCACGCGGCAGCACACCGUCAACAACCUGCGACCGCAGACUCGAUACCGCUUCCGCAUAGCCGCUGUGAACCAGUGCGGCCGCGGCGAGUGGAGCGACGAGGCGGUCGUGUGGUCGGCAGGGUCGCCGCCGCCCGCGCCCGCGCCCCCCGCGCUCCUCACCGCCGCGUCCACCUCCCUGGCGCUAGGCUGGGAGCGGAGCGCCGCGGAGGAGUUCACUCUCCAGAUGGACGACUUCGCGCGAGGUCACGGCUUCCUUCCAGUCUACUCUGGAUCAGAAUGCGCUUACGUUUGUGAAGGUCUCCGAAGGGCCACCGAUUACCGUUUUCGUCUCAGGUGCGAAAAUGUCGACGGCCAGGGUCCUUGGUCAACGGAGGUCUCGUACCGAACGCUUCCCGAACGACCGUACCCGCCCGGGCGUCCCGCAACCCGCGGCAAGAUUCACUCUCGCGCCUUCCGCCUGAGGUGGGAGCCGCCGACGGAGGACGGCGGAGCCGCAAUCGAGUCGUACACGCUAGAGCUCGACGGCGGCGAGGGCUACAAGUGCGUGUACCGCGGGCCGGAGCGCGAGGCGCUGUGCGAUCGCCUGUUGCCCGGCCAGCAGUACCAGGCGCGCGUGCGCUGCUCCAAUGUGGCGGGCGACAGCGACUGGGCGCACUCGGACGCCGUGCUCGUGACGGACGCUGCCCCGCCCUCCUUCUGUGCCGCCCCGCAGUUGGUCUCUGAGCCCCGCGCCACGCAAGUCUCCGUGCGCUGGGAGUCGCCCGACUGUAUCGGCGGUUCGCCCCUAACCCAGUACCGUCUCGACCUCACCGACAUGGAUGGCGUGUUGCGAUUGGCCUACGCCGGCCUGGAUACCGAAGCCAUCAUUCGGGAAUUGAUUCCGGGACGCGAGUAUAAAGUGUGGGUGACGCCUUGCAAUAAAGUGGGCUCGGGUCCACCGUCUCCAUUGCUCAAAUUCACGACGGCGUGCGCCCCUCCCGACGCUCCCGAGGCGCCCGUCGUGGAGGUGCUAAGUCCGCGGAUCGUUCGCGUCCAGUGGACCGCCCCCGCGAACAACGGAUCACCCAUAGCAGAUUUUCGACUGGAGGCGAGCGCGGCAAACGUCGACUACGCCGAGGUUUACCGCGGUUUGGAAACUGUUUGCACUGUAACGAAUUUAACUCCGUUCACACCUUACUUCUUCCGCGUGCGCGCGUGCAACGCGGCCGGGCGCGGGGCUUGGUCGGCGGCGCGCGACGCGCUGACACCGCGCGCGCCGCCCGCCGCGCCCGCCGGCCUGCGCCACGACGCCACGGCGGACUCGAUGCGUUUGCACUGGCGCGUUCCCGAAUGCCACGGAGCCGAAGUUUUGCGAUAUCGAGUGGAGGUCGACGACGCCGCCUUCGAAACCGAAGGGGCGACGCCGGAGCGCCUCGUCGAGGGACUCGCUCCGGACACAGUGUACCGCGUGCGCGUCGCCGCUUACAACGAACUCGGCCUCGGCGACUGGUCGGAGGAAGCGAGUGCGGCCACUCGCCCGCGGCCGCCUGAUCCCCCCGUGCUUCGGUGCGCGCAGGCCGCGCACAACCACCUGCGCCUCGAGUGGGACGCCAUGGAGGGCGCGCAGUACUGCGUGGAGAUGCGCGCGCCAGACGCUCGCGAGUUCCGGCCCGUCUACCGCGGCUGCGCGCACUCGUGUAAGGUGAAGAAGCUGCGCGAGGCGACCUCGUACACGUUCCGGAUACGAGCCAGCGACGAGCGCGGCGGGCGCGGCGCCUGGUCGGCGGGCACGGUGGUGCGCACAGCGGCCGCGCCACCGCCCGCGCCGCCCGCGCCCUGCGUCACGCUGCUGCCGCCGCGCGCCGCGCUCGUCAGCUGGGAGCCAGUGGACGACGCGGACUACGUGCUGCAGUGCGCCCGCGGCAAGGAAGCCGUGUUCAAAGAGGUGUACGCGGGCGCCGCCAGCCAGUUCCAGCUGGAGGAGCUGGAGCACGGCGCGGAGCUGGCGCUGCGCGUGUGCGCCGUGCGCGCGGGGCUGGCGGGCGCGUGGUCGGGAGCGGCGCGCGCGCACGUGCCGGUGGCGCCGCCGCCCGCGCGCCUGCGCAAGCCGCGAGCCGCGCGCGCGCUGUCGCCGCGCCACGCCGCGCUGCUGAUGGCGGCGGGCUUCCUGCUGCUGGCCGUGCUGGUGGCGGUGCUGGUGCAGCGGCUGGUGGAGCCGCGGCCGUGACGCGAACUGACGGCGACGCUCCCGCGAGCACUCGCCUGCCUCCACAGCACGCCUGUGCCAUCGGCUACGACGAUAUACGAAUUUGGCGAGCUCGAUCGUGCCUGCGUCCGAUCGUGGCGAUGCGAGUGCAAUUAUCAUCUAAAGUAUCUCGAUGAGUUUUGCGCCGUCGAUACGAGAGGGCUCCGCCCGAACCCGUAUAGCUCGACCGACCGAAAUUUACCUCGCCGUUCCGAUGACGCGAACCACUCGCUUGUGUAUCCCGAAGGCGUCAAUAUAUUUAUGUGUACAUAGUAGAUAUUAAAGAUGUCAAUGUACGUCGCCGCCAUGAGAUGUCGGCCGGCGCAAGGUGACGCUGACGUUCUCGUAGUUCUGAUGUAUCGGUUGGGCUUACGAGAAGGCGACGAGUAGCCGAGUUCGGUGCGAUCGUGUACUAUCGAUGUUACUGACCACAUCCUUUAAGGCCUAGUGAAAUAUGUUUUAUAAUUUUAUUAUGGGAAUAUUUUAUAUUAAAAAUUAUUGUAAAAUAUUAAUAGAGUAUAUAUUUUCGGGGCUGCCAUUCUGAAUUUUUAUUAGGAAAUGUUACGAACUACGCCUUAUCGUAUCUGUAAUUUUUCACAGAUCUUCAUAUCUAGUCUAUGCUAUUAUCUUUCAUUUAUUUCGUUAGCCGUUCCACUGAACGUACUGUAUACUUAAAAUAUUAUUUACACGAAAACAGUAUGUACAAUUUAUAAUUGGAAAAUUUUAUUUAUCGUCGCGCGAAGUGUACUUGCGAAUGACCUCUGUCAGUAUUUCUGGGGCCGUAUCUUCACAAUACAUUUGAUAUUUUUAUAAAAGAAUCAAUCGCUCUGUUGCAUGUUUUGUAUCAUAUUUAAGUAUAGCAAGUUAGCAACCAAGGUGCUCUAAUAUUAAUGUUCUGUUCCGAGGGUCAAGGCCCCUCGCCUGCAACGAGUUUCCAGUGUGCGUGCUGUGAUCACUUCCUUAUGCGAAUGAGACUGAUUUUAAAAGUAAAUGCUUUGUCUACAUGAUUGUUUCCAAUGCUGUCUUUCGUUUUGACAACGUUUGUAACACGCGAUCAGCUGACCCUUCGCUCCGAGGAGAGAAGGGUCCGCGGUACAGAGGAGUCCCUAGACUCGGCCGCUGUUUGUAUACUCCCAAUAAAUAAUAUUGUAUAACCAUAAUUAUUAUGUACCUUCCAAGUUUUAUUGUCGAUAGUGUUUAAUUUGUUUUUAUUAUAAUAGAACAUGACGUUUAUUUGAUGACAUUAUGUAAUAUAGAUUAAAUUGUUUAUGAAUUUAGAGAUUAUAAAUUUAUUGAGAUUGUUACCACCCGGUGUAUCGAUAGGGAAAUGUCAGAUUUGACCUUAUUUCUAAGAAAUAACUGUGUUCGAAAAAAAAUUAAAAAAAAAAAAUUAGAACGAUCCCUUAAUCGUGUUUGUUAAUUUAAUUAAUCAAUAUUUAGGAAAAUGUUAACUGACUACGAUCUAAUUAUAUUUUAAAUGAAUUAUUUUCACUGUAGAUAAGCAGAGUAUCUUUUUUAAUUGUAUUCAAUUAUACGAAUUAUAGUAAAAAAGUGCAUAUGGGAUUUUACAUUGAUGUUUCUAAGUGUCAUUAAUAUUCACAUAUAAAUGUUGAUUAUAAAGUAUUUGUGAAGUAAUGUCAUGUUAAUAUAAUAGUAACCUUGAAUAUUGUUAUUGCAUAGGCCUUGCGUUCAAUGUCCGCUAUCUGAGCCGUCGUUGUAAUGUUUAUAUUUUGUCAUGGACAGCCUUUUAUAUGCACGAAUUUAUGCUUAUAAUACGUCUUUAAUGGUAACAUUAUUCUGUGAUCAUCUUAUUCUGUUCAUUCUAUAUAUUAUAUUUAAUUAUUAUCAGAUACAUUCCUAAUUUCGUUUCUCUCUUUCAAGACAUUAUUCGUUAUUACUGCGGAGAAUUUUGUCGCUUCGUGCCACACGUAAACAAAAACGUAAGCACAGCUUACUGGCAUGUAAUGUGCAAAGGGGCAGGUUAAUUUUGUAAUGUUUUAAAUAAUCCUGUUGUGCAAUCUUCAAUUUAUUUAUUGUAUUGCUUAAUAUAUAAUAUUUAUUUUUUAGAAAUUAUAUAAAUGAAUAUAUUAUAUAGGGUCGUGUAAAUUUGAGGAAUCGAUGUUCCUAAAUGUAUUGAAUGUUUCGUACGAUACACCAAUCGCAAGCUAAAUUGUAAUACAGUAAAGCAUUCCAACUUUGAAUUCCACUUUGUAAAUAGGCCUAAACUCUACAUUUGUCCACACAAUAGCAUUUAUUAUGCUUUUGUGUGGUAAUGUAAAUAACUCUGGUGUUUCAGAGCUUGGUGUGUUCAAGCUGUGCACCAAGUUUACGUUUUUAAGUUAAUACUCUAUUUUGUCAAUGGUGUAUGGAUUUUAAAUCUCAAGACGUUAUGGUCGUCUGAUAAUUAACUGGACUCACGUGUCGUCUCAAUACAUGCAGGCGACUGCUGCGCCAAUCACGUUUGUGAGUGCACGCAUAUAAAUCAAAUGUAUGUAUCCGAUAUGCCGCAUCUGAUGUACCACGUAUGUAGUACCUAUCCACGCAUCACGGACACGACACUUAAGUCUAGUGUAAACCCAGCUUUACUCUAAUACAAUUGUGACUUUUGUUAAGAAAACUUAUACUUGGGCACAGCUGUGUACGCCGACGGAAAUAAAUAAGGGUCUACGCACACAAGCAACUUGUGUCUACUACAUUGCUUUGCCAAAUCCAGUCUAUAAUCGAACGAGCACGGUUUCAUGCAUUCAUAAUAGCACCAGACGUAUUGACUGAAGUCUUGGCAUAUAUUUUGUGAGUCAAGAAACAGACUAACACCCACAAGUCGUCGAGUGCUACUAAUGUGUUUCGAGGCUUACAAUAUUAAUUUUGCCAGGCGUCGUGUAAAAGGAAGUAGAGUGAUGUGCCGCUACUUCUAGGACCUCGGCGGACCGACGUUGGGACCAAUAUAUCUAAAACAUUUUUUCCUACUUUUUUUUUUACAACUGAAGUUAAUUUGAACAUACGUUGGCCUCGGGAGACUUA